GUGUACAAGCUGAUUCCUGCAGGCAAAUGUGCAUAAAUGAAUUACUUCAAGAACCCUGUGCCUGUUUUACCCAGACUCCUAUCUGCAGUGAUUUUUUCCAGAGUUUUGCUAAUUCUUUUCAGCCUCUCUGUCUCUUGAAGACACCAAACCAGAGAUCACAGGGCUGCAGCAAUAAAAUGUGGAAAUAAGAAGCCAAAUUUGGUGAGGAGCUUUAACUGGGGCAAGCCGGGGCUGGCCAAGGCAGCUUCAGUCCUAAAAAAACCUCUCCAUGUGGGAAUGGGACAAGCACAGGUGGAGAGAUGAAAAUCUUUGCUAAUGACCCAACCUCACCUGCUGAAGCAAGGCUCUGUAAUCCUUCUCCACUCUCAGAACUAUGGAGGAGCGAGGUGGAGCCUUGUACUUCUGAGAAAGGAUAUAAAGCUGCUGGCAUUUGCCCACUAUAAGGAACAAGGACCUGCUCACAGAAAACAAACAAACAAACAAAAAAAGCAAAAUGAAGAAUCUCAAAGGAGUCCCCUUGAGAGCUGAAAACUGACUUUCCCUGACGUGGAAAAAAAAAGUAGUUUACACCAUUUCAACAGAUCCUGAUUGCUCCAAGGCCUGAAGGAUGUCUGAAGAGAUCCUGAAAGAAAGUUAUUGUUGAAAACCUUCAGCUGCGCUGGGUUCUCGCAUCUUCCGGAGCUCGUAAGGUCUAACUCGUGCUUAGUCGCCGUCUCGGCAGCCGCUCACCGCUCGCUACCACCCUCGGCACCGCCCGCCCCCGUUGCCAUGGCGGGGCCGGCGGCGUCGGCACCAUAGCCUGCAGGGCCGCGGCCGCCGCGCUCUGCUCGGGAUGGGGGCUCCGCGCCGCUGCUUUUCAGUUGAAAUGAAAGUGUUGCCUCAAGAAAUCAUUGAAAGCCCACCAUGGCAUCCCAGGUUUGAAGAGCCAACGAUUUGCCCCCCAUUAGAUUUUGCCAGGAUUCAUUUGAUCAAAGACAAAGAUGGCAUAGAUGAUUAUUUGGCGAAGAAUAUCAAAGGGUUGUCAAAACAAGAAGCUGCAGCUAACAGGAAAUCAUACAAGGAGAACAUCUGCAUAGACAUGCUGCGACAGGGUUAUCACAAGUCCUUCUCCGAGCUCUUCACUCUGAUACAGAAGUGGAAUGCCUUGAGGGAGGCUGCAGGGCCUGGGUCAGCCAUAUGGCAGCGGCAGUCCCUGGAGGAGCAGCCUGAUAAGCUGGAUCAGCUUUACCACUUCCUGACCAGGGCUGAGGCAGCCCAGAGAGCAGGGCACUCUGAGGAAGUUUUUGAUAACCAGCUUAACGUGGCCUACUGCUUCGAUGACCCUGAGGAGAAACAGUUAAGGAAUUACUUGUAUGAACAGUGCUUUAACACUGCUCAACUAAUAAAAACUGAUGGUGGGAAAAGGCAAGCACAAGCACAUGCACAUAUGGGCCUAAUCAAUGAGGAACAAGGUCAUGUCAUGAAGGCUGCUGAGCAUUAUGAAGCAUUUUACCAGCUAACAGAAGGUUCAACGUGGAAGGAUGAGACAGGCCACACUUACAAUUCACUGGCAUGUGAGCAUCUUUGGAGAAUUUAUAUAUUACUAGCAGACAAAAUGCUAGAAAACAAAGAACAACAACAGGCCAUCAAAACAUUAAUAAAAGCUAUCAGAAUGGCAAAAACUGGAGGUGAUAAGAAGAUGGAAGGAGAAGCUGCAUAUUGCUUAAGUUUAGUGUAUCAUUUUGCUGGAGAAGAGAAGACAGCAUUAUCAAUUUUGAACACCUCUAUAAAAAUCUUCACAGCGCUGCAUGAUUCUGCAGGCCUAAAAAGAGCAUAUGAAGCUACAGACAAGAUCCUGGUAAGUCAGGGAAAAGUGGCUGAAAGUCUUACAUACUUGGAAGAGUUUAAGAAGGUUGCUGAGAAUGCUAAUCUAAGCCAAAGCGUGGUGGAUGCAUGUGUGUUGAUCGGGAACAUUUACAAUGCAAGAGGGAAUUAUGACAAAGCUCUUGAAUAUUUCACUCAGGCUUUUGAGGCAGCAAACACUUCAAAUAAUUUGUCCUUAGCUAAUGAAACAAGGACUUAUUGUGGCAUUGCAAGGGCUCAUAAACUGAUGGUGGUGUUCAACAGCCAUAUAGCAGCAGAAGAUCCCAUCAGCCUCAAGUAUUUGCUGGCAUGGAAGGAGAACAGAAGUGACAUGUGCACUGACCCUCUCACAGUCGAGCUUGAUGGAGAAACAAGCCCAUGUGAGCCUCCUCCAGAAACAAGCCCAUGUGAGCCUCCUCCAGAAACAAGCCCCUGUGAAUCUCUCCCAGAGACCCAAAUUCUAGAUCAUUCCUGAAAAUACCUGCUUACUUACAGCAAAGCUGAUAGAUGAACAUCGUGAGUUCAGGAAGAUCUCCAGAAACUCAGGCAACAAAGUAAGGAUGUUGGUGGAAGUUUUGUUGUUUAAGUAGGUGCACAUUGUUGCAGUAUAAAUAUCUGAUAGGUCCAAGUUCUUAUAUGACCAAUGUCAUAUGUGUGGCUCCAUGUUUCUAUAAAAAAUAGCUACUGUUGUUGAAAUAAAUGCAAAAGGAGAGAGUAACGUAGAGCAGGGUGCUCAUUGUUUGUGUUGCUCAUUGUCUUUCAAAGUGUUAAGAUACCAAGCAUCCUAUAUGCCUGCUGAAGUGCAUGGGAAUCCAAGGUGCUCAGUAUGCUGGAACAUCACUUUCUAAAUGUCUGGAUAUCUUCUUUAAAUCACAGAAUAUUGCCCCAUUCAGAUAGAACAGACUCCAAGCUUGAUGCCUUAUCCAUGGAGCGUUCUAUAAUUUGUAGCAUCUGUGCUUAACGAUUGUGGCUCAACUGUGACCUGAGCAGAAUAGGCAACAGGUUCCACUAGUGACCCACAGCAGUCUGACUUCCAUGGUCUUCACAGGUGUCAGAGGCAUUUCUCAGCUGCUGUCACCGUUAACCCCAAGAGCAGUUAAGGGACAGAAGGUGGGGUGGCCAUUGCCUUGCAAAGUAUAUGGCAAAGCAGAGUUUGGAACCUGCAGAUUUUAUUUAGGAAAAUUGAUUCAGGCCUUUGUAAUUUCAUACAUUAGAAAACCUGUUCUUUGAAACUUUAUAAAUCCCAGUAAUUGACUUCUCCUGUCUUUAAACAGAGGAUUCCAGUCAGAGUUUGAAGCAAGCUCCAUUAGAGCUGCAGUCAGUUUCUGUGAGGGUCUUUGAGCAAGCAAUAGGUUUUGCCAUAGCAAUAACUCAAUUCAUUGGUUUUCUUCAGGGUUGCAAUCUGAGCAACUGGUUGACAUGUGACAAUAGGGUUUUUGCCUCUAAAGGAAUGGUUAGUUAAUAUACCAAUAGUUAAUAUACCAUUAACUGGCUCACAUGAGAUCAUUUUUUGAUCAAAGUAAGCAUAAAUAUCUGUAAUAAUAAUUUUAUUGUUUUUACUUAGAGGUCUUUAUUGUCCAAACACCAGGCUUGUUACAACAGUUUGCAUUUGGAACGUUUUUCAUGAGGCUGAAAAUUUGUAUAGGAAUGUUCCUACAUACCUACGCACGUAUAUAAACAUACAAAUUUGCUUACUGAGUGUUAAAGAAAUGAAACAAUUGGGAUAAGGAAGGAAAACAGGGCCAUGAAAUAGACAUAAACAAUAGCAGUAUACAGUUUAGUCUUUAUACUUUAAUGCUAUUGAUACAAAUAAGAUCAGAAAAAGAACACAGAGCUUGGAAAUAACAGAAAAUCACAUUAAUCUGGAAAGUCUUCUAGUCUUAAAAGGACUGCCUUAAGAAGCUGUUAUUUUUAGAAAUCUGUAAUUUCUUUUAUGAGAAAGCUGUUGGGAAAAAAAAGUGGAGUAUGUGAAUUUAUCAUUGAUAGUGGAAAAAAGAUAGGUAUAAAAUCUCAUAAGAGAAGUUGACAUUCUAGAAAAGCUGGUUAUCAGUUUUUCAAGGACGAGUUUCUAACUUCUUAGGAUUUUCAGACCUCAUGUACGUUGUUACAACCGAACGUUGUUUGUCCAUGUCCCUGAAGUUGUUACGCAGCUCUAUUAAACAGCAUCCAUAAUCGCCACUAAAUUUUUCCAAUGUGAACUCGCUGCUCGGUGAUAACUUUUGUACGCUCAUGAGGAAACGGUGACUAAAGUCAUCCUCUAAAUUCUAAAGCAUUACUCUCCCAUACUUCGUAAGAAUUCUCAUUAGUCAUAAAGCUUUUAAUAAAAGUAAGGGGACUUCUACCAUCCUGUAACGAUGCAAUGGCAUGUUGUGCUCUCCAGAGCCAGGAAGCUCCAGCAGAAAUGUUUAUUGAGCUGCAUGGCCCUGCCAUCCCUCCCAGGAGCUCUGUCUGACAAGCAGCUCUCUGUCUGGGUAGCAUGCAGCCAUUCUGCUCCUUGCAGACUGUUUCAAAACGAAGACUUGCCAAACGUAUUAUAGCAGAUCAGUCUCUGAACUGUUCUGAGGUGGUAAGGUUGAUGCAUUUAAAAUCUGUGUAAUGAGGUAUGGUAUCUGAGGCCUGGAAAUGAAGACUGCUUUUGGAUUUUAGGAUUUUGGUAGGUUUCACUGUGCAUGUCUCUGACGGCGUUGGCUAGCGAUUCCAAGCAGAGGGAAAGGUUGUCCUCAGAAAGGGUUCUGUUUAUAAUUAAGAAAAGCAUGUUUUCUAAACAUUAAUAAAGUAAGUUUUGAACUAUUUUUUUCCACAACUGUCUUGUUUGGCCAUGUAUCUCUAUAAUACCUCUCUAUUUUCCACACUUAUGCCCAUAGAUGAAAAGAAUGCAUGUGCUGUUUUUUGAAGACAAACAAAUAAAACACGUUAAUGAA
This is a messenger RNA of Gallus gallus (chicken), 4763 nucleotides long. It is a transcript of the gene TTC29, whose product is annotated as tetratricopeptide repeat domain 29. The record is from RefSeq and is a predicted model, not a curated record. Gene Ontology annotation, molecular function: protein binding. The transcript has 14 exons. Bases 833 to 2317 code for a protein of 494 amino acids. Lineage: Eukaryota; Metazoa; Chordata; Aves; Galliformes; Phasianidae.